AGAAAGAGAGAGAGCUGCAGGAAAAGGGAACAUAACGCACGGGGUGUCGGUGUGAAAGCAGUAGUUCCUCCACUUCCAGACACCCAUCAAAACUUAUUUUUACGCGUUGUUUUUAACGGGAUCCGCCGCACUAGUCGAGCGUAUACAACACAGCGUGAAACGGUGGUUUCCUGCACGGGGGAUUUAAUGGGAGUCUUGCAUCGAUAAAGCGCUCCCCCCCCCGACGGACCCUCGCUCGAACCGAACCGGACUCGGGCGCUGUCCUCACCGGGGGGUAUCCGAUCCGAGUUAUAUUUUGACUAGGAAAAGACCACUUCGGAGUCCGAAUAUGGCAGGAAAUCUGAAGAAAGGUGGGGGGCUUAUUGGCUUGAUGAAGGACGCUUUUCAGCCUCACCAUCAUCUCCACCACUCCCAUCACCAGCCCGGGGCCGUGGACAAAAAGACGGUGGAGAAAUGCUGGAAAUUCAUGGAUAAGGUGGUCCGGCUAUGCCAGAACCCCAAGUUGGCCUUGAAGAACAGUCCUCCGUACAUCCUGGACCUGUUACCAGACACUUACCAGCAUCUCCGCACUAUCCUAUCCCGCUACGAAGGCAAGAUGGAAACACUGGGUGAGAAUGAGUACUUCCGCGUUUUCAUGGAGAACUUGACAAAGAAGACCAAACAGACCAUAAGCCUGUUCAAAGACGGCAAAGAGCGAAUGUUCGAGGAGAACUCUCAACCCAGACGAAACCUGACGAAAUUGUCGCUGAUAUUCAGUCACAUGCUCGCCGAGCUCAAAGCCAUCUUUCCCAACGGCCUGUUUCAAGGGGAUAACUUCAGAAUCACCAAAGCGGAUGCCGCAGAGUUCUGGAGAAGAUCAUUCGGGGACAAGACCAUUGUGCCUUGGAAGGUGUUCCGGCAGGCCCUGCAUGAGUUUCACCCCAUCAGCUCAGGCCUGGAGGCCAUGGCUCUCAAAUCCACCAUCGACCUCACCUGCAAUGACUACAUCUCCGUCUUUGAGUCGUUCGACAUCUUCACACAGACUUUUCAGCCAUGGUCAUCACUGCUAAGAAACUGGAACAGCCUGGCAGUGACUCAUCCAGGCUACAUGGCCUUUCUCACCUAUGAUGAAGUCAAAGCUCGUCUGCAAAAAUUCAUCCACAAGCCCGGCAGCUAUAUUUUCAGACUGAGCUGUACACGGCUCGGCCAGUGGGCUAUUGGUUACGUCACAGCUGAUGGGAAUAUCUUGCAGACCAUUCCUCAUAACAAACCCCUCUUCCAGGCCCUCAUCGAUGGCUUUAGGGAAGGAUUCUACCUUUUUCCUGAUGGCCGCACACAUAACCCUGACCUCACAGGCCUGUGUGAGCCCUCGCCUCAGGACCAUAUCAAAGUCACACAGGAGCAAUAUGAGCUCUACUGUGAGAUGGGCUCUACUUUCCAACUGUGUAAGAUCUGUGCUGAGAAUGACAAGGAUGUGAAGAUCGAGCCCUGCGGCCACCUCAUGUGCACUUCCUGUCUCACAGCCUGGCAGGAGUCAGAAGGCCAGGGAUGCCCGUUCUGUCGCUGUGAGAUUAAGGGCACCGAACCCAUCGUCGUUGACCCCUUCGAUCCCAAGGACCCCAAUAGUGGAGGCUCCUAUGGAGGCUGCAGGAGCAUGUUUGGGGCAGAGGGAGCCCCUUCGCCCAGCUACGAUGAUGAUGAUGAUGAUCGCUUGGAGGACUCUCCUUUCAUGAUUAGCAAGCUGGUUGGUGCUAAAGUGGAGAGGCCGCCCUCACCGCUGUCAGCUGCCCCUCAGCCUGUCGUUCCUCCAGUACCUCCUCGGCUGGAUCUGCUUCCUCUCAGACCCACCAACCCUCCCGGGGCCUCUAGUCCAGGCGCCACAUCCAAGGCCCCAUCCCAUCACAAGGACAAGCCGUUACCACUGCCCCCAGUCCUUAGGGACCUGCCGCCACCUCCUCCCCCAGACAGACCACACCCAACUGGAUCAGACAACCGACUCCCUAGACGCCCUCUCCCCUGUACGCCUGGAGAACCUCCUCGGGACAAACUGCCUCCUGCCCCACCUAACCGCAACAUGCCAGACUGGAACUCCCGGCCUGUACCCAAAGCUCCAUCACAGCCACCAGCAAGCGGAGACUCCCGUGGGUCUCGAGAACUCUCAAACAGACACUCUCUGCCUCUCCAACUGCCCUCCACGCUCGACACCAGAGCAGAAGGCCCGAGGAACAACGGCCCCCCCAGCCUCGACCACCAGCUGAGUUUCGGAUCAUCCAAUCCUGGGUCAGAUUACGACAGCCCAAAAGUAAAGCCAUCUGCCUCAGCUAAUGCCAUCUAUUCCUUGGCAAUCAGGCCUCUCCCAGCAGUCAAAGCUCAGACCGAGGAGGACACCUGUGAGAACGAUGAGGAGUCUGAGUACAUGACUCCAUCCUCUCGGCCAGUGCUGCCCUCUGCUGCAGGGGAAGCUGUGCCUCCACUUUCUUUCAGUCCCAGGAGUAUGCUCAAUGAGAUGGAGUCAGAAAACCCACAGAUGUACGAAGCUAUGUACAACAUCCAAGCCCAAGCCCUUUCUGCCUCUCCACCACAUCAGGCCAGAGACUCGGAUUACUCUGAGUUGCCUCCUUUGACCUGCUCUAAUGGCCCGAGGGAUCCUGUUGGUGCAUGUGGUGAGGAGGAAGAGGAGAACUGCUAUGACUAUCCCAAGCCCCAUAUACACACCAACCUCGCCCGACGCACGCUUUCAGAUAUUAACCCUACAUCCUCAGCCUUCAGCCGCAUUUCCAUGGAGCAUGGAGCAGCAGCAACAGUCAUGGACCCCAAUGAAGCCCCUGAGCGGCCUCCUAAGCCUCUUCCCCGUCGCAUCAACUCAGAACGCAGGCCCAGCCCUGUUCCCCCUGGAGCGAGCCCAGGGCCCAGCCAGCAGAUCAGCAGUGAGAUCGAGCACCUCUUGAGCCAGGGCUACUCCCAUCAGGACAUCCAAAAAGCCCUUAUGAUUGCACAGAACAAUAUCGAGAUGGCCAAGAACAUCCUGAGGGAGUUUGUGUCCAUCCCUUCUACUGCACAUAUCUUAACAUAGCAAAACUUCUCCGAGCAUCCAGUCGCGGCCCGGCCACGCUCAUCACGCAUUCGUCUAGACUCCAGAAGAACAGAGUGCAAACUUGCGCUCUAUCUCUAGUGAUGGCGAGAGACACUUUCUCCGUAACACUUCUUGGAUUCCUCCUCCGUGCGUGCGGAAGAUCGAAGGGUUCGUUGCAGCCGCUUCUUCAGCCUGAAGGCAACGCAUGUCCCCUAAGGACAAAAACAUGUAUGACACAAAAACAUGUAUGUGUUUAUAUAUGAUUUAAUAUAUAAAUCAGAAUAUUGAGUAUAGUUAAUAUAUACACAUGUAUGUUGGAGAGGUUCAGCUGCAGAGAUCAGGGUGUGUGAAGUAUUAGGCCUCGCAGUUCGGAUAGCUAAAGGGAGUUAAACAGCAGACUGCAGCCGAGCAUUUUCUGGCGUGAAAAAUGGCCUUUACGUGUGUUGCUUCGGUACGUUUUGUUUUCAAAUGUGUGAUUUUUCAUUUUUCGUCUGUCUAGUAGCAUGCCGUACAUGUCGGUCCCCAUGGCGCAGUCACCUGUUUCAAAAA
Molecule: messenger RNA, 3601 nt
Organism: Cyprinus carpio (common carp)
Lineage: Eukaryota; Metazoa; Chordata; Actinopteri; Cypriniformes; Cyprinidae
Product: E3 ubiquitin-protein ligase CBL-like
Exons: 16
Coding region: 329-3052 (907 amino acids)
Biological process (GO): negative regulation of epidermal growth factor-activated receptor activity; cell surface receptor signaling pathway
Cellular component (GO): plasma membrane; membrane raft
Molecular function (GO): calcium ion binding; phosphotyrosine residue binding; ubiquitin protein ligase activity
Source: RefSeq, a predicted model, not a curated record